Arabidopsis arenosa is the source of this 1141-nucleotide messenger RNA. NCBI's taxonomy places the organism in Eukaryota, Viridiplantae, Streptophyta, Magnoliopsida, Brassicales, Brassicaceae. The record is from the annotation of a GenBank genome assembly.
CCACUCUGUUUCUGUUUCUUCACUCUUUUUUCCAAAGAAGAUGGAAUCUGAUAAGACAACAGAGCAUCAUCUACCAUUCAUCCGGUUUCUAAAGAACGGCCGGGUCGAGCGACUUAGCGGCAACGAGAUCAAACCGGCGUCUUUAAACCCACAAAACGACGUCAUUUCGAAAGACGUUGUAUACUCACAAGAGCACAACCUCUCCGUUCGUAUGUUUCUCCCCAACAAAUCUACCAUGGGUAACAAACUACCUCUACUUAUCUACUUUCACGGCGGAGCUUACAUCACACAAUCUCCUUUCUCUCCGGUUUACCAUAACUACCUCACGGAGGUUGUUAAAACCGCUAACUGCCUCGCCGUGUCGGUUCAAUACCGUCUUGCGCCAGAGCAUCCGGUUCCGGCGGCUUAUGAUGAUUCAUGGUCGGCUAUUCAGUGGAUCUUUUCUCAUUCUGAUGAUUGGAUUAAUGAAUACGCCGAUUUCGACAGAGUUUUUAUCGCCGGAGAUAGCGCCGGAGCCAAUAUAUCCCAUCACAUGGGAAUAAGAGCUGGUGAGGAGAAGCUUAAGCCUAGAAUCAAAGGGAUUGUUAUGGUGCAUCCAGGUUUUUGGGGGAAAGAUCCGAUCGACGAACACGAUGUGCAAGACGGAGAAGUCAGAAACAAGAUCGCAUAUAUUUGGGAAAAGAUCGUGAGCCCUAAUAGUGUCGAUGGAGUGAAUGAUCCAUGGUUUAAUGUGGUCGGAGGCGGGUCGGAUAUAUCCGGAUUAGGAUGUGACAAGGUUUUGGUUGCGGUGGCCGGAAAAGAUGUGUUUUGGCGGCAAGGAUUGGCUUACGCGGCGAAGCUGAAGAAGAGUAAGUGGAAAGGAAUGGUGGAAGUGGUGGAAGACGAAGAGGAAGGACACAGCUUCCAUCUCCAUAACCCUAAUUCUCAAAAUGUUUCGAAAUUGAUGAAGAAGUUUUUGGAGUUUAUCAUCUUAAGUUGAAUCUUGAUGCUCAAGUAUGGGAUUAGAUGAAAUAAUCCUUCAAAUAAUCAUAUUGUUAACUUAGUUUAUGUUUUUAAUCGUCAAAUUUCGGAAAGUUCAACAUACAAUUAUCAUGUGAAGAAAAGUCAGAUCAUCUAAACAACAAAUUCACUAAUUGCUGAC